ACGACGAGAGAGAGAGAGAGAGAGAGAGAGAGAGGGAAGAAAGAAAGAAGGCGGAGGAGAAUAAAGUCAUAAAAAAAUCGAGUGGUGGGCCUGGGGGUUGAGAUUUAGAGAUCAUAAUAGGGAGAUAAUCCUAGUAGUUUAAUUGCCGCGUAUCUGGCGAAAUCCACGAAUUCGAUUCAGUCGCAUUCGGGAAAGCGAGUUGUCUCGAAUAUUCAUCCAUCCCACCCGGAAAAGAAAAGCAGACCGAUCGAUAUGUCUCCUUGCCACCUUUCCCCCUCCUCUGCUUCGCUGUUCUAGUUCUCCUCCUCCUUUCUUUGAUCUGAACACAAGGGAACAAGCUCUGGUCUUGUCCUCAAUCCCCCAAGCGUUGAUGCCUUGGAAACAAUAGCAGACGAAGAGAAAGUUGGAGUCUUUGCCCACCGAUCCCUCUCUUUGGAAUUCUUGAAGGAGUGGAGAGAGAGAGUGGAGAACAAGUCACGGACUUGCCCUCUGUUUACUCCUCCUGGGGAGAGAAGGAAGAAGGAGUAAUUAAAAGGAAAAGCUGGGAUUUUUACUUGGUAUGAAGUGGGGGAGAAGGGGAGGGAGAAGGGUUGUAAGCUCUUGCUGUUGGUUUAAUGGCGGAGAUGGUGGCAGGGGACCGGAGGUGGUGGCUGUACCGCAAGGCCAUGGUGGUGCUCUGGGUGUCGGCCUCUGUGGGGAUAUGGGUGGGACUCCAUUGGUACAUCAGGAGAGUGAGCAUGAGGAAGGCUGAGGAGUCCCUCGUAAGCAUGUGCGAGGAGCGUGCAAGGAUGUUGCAGGACCAGUUUGCGGUGAGCGUCAACCAUGUCCACGCCCUUGCCAUCCUCGUCUCCACCUUCCAUUACCAGAAGCACCCGCCCGCCCUCGAUCAGGAGACAUUUGCAGAUUAUACUGCGAGGACGGCAUUCGAGCGGCCAUUGUUGAGUGGAGUGGCAUAUGCUCAACGGGUUGUUCAUUCUGAAAGAGAGUUGUUUGAAAGUCAGCAGGGGUGGAUGAUCAAGACUAUGAAACGAGAGCCAUCGCCAGUUCAAGAUGAGUAUGCACCUGUGAUAUAUUCUCAGGAGACUAUAUCCUAUAUUGAAGCUCUUGACAUGAUGUCUGGAGAGGAGGAUCGAGAAAAUAUCUUAAGGGCCAGGGCUACUGGCAAAGCUGUUCUUACAAGCCCAUUCAGACUGCUGGGAUCCAAUCAUCUGGGUGUGGUCUUAACAUUUCCGGUAUAUCGCUCGGGUCUUCCUGCUGAUGCAAUGGUAGAAGAACGUGUAGAAGCAACUGCAGGAUAUCUUGGAGGAGCUUUUGAUGUUGAAUCACUUGUGGAAAACUUGCUGAGGCAGCUUGCUGGAAAUCAGGAUAUUAUGGUAAAUGUGUAUGAUGUCACUAACGCUUCUGAGCCCUUGGUCAUGUAUGGAUCCCAAUUCCCUGAUGGUUAUAUGUCAUUUUCACACGUCAGCAUGCUUGAUUUUGGAGAUCCAUUUCGGAGACACCAAAUGGAAUGCAGGUACAGUAACAAGCCUCCCAUUCCAUUGUCUGCCAUUACCACGCCUUCUGGUGUCUUUGUGAUCUGCAUGCUAGCAGGAUAUAUAUUAUAUGCUGCUUGGAAUCGCUAUGACAAUGUUAAGGAAGAUUGUCGAAAAAUGGAAGAGCUAAAAAAACAAGCAGAGGCUGCAGAUGUUGCUAAAUCUCAGUUUCUUGCAACAGUUUCUCAUGAAAUCAGAACUCCUAUGAAUGGUGUCCUUGGGAUGCUAGACAUGCUUCUAGAUACCAACCUAAAUCUAACCCAAAAGGAUUACGCCCAAACUGCUCAAGUCUGUGGAAAGGCAUUGAUAUCAUUGAUUAAUGAAGUACUUGACCGAGCGAAAAUUGAAGCUGGCAAGUUAGAGAUAGAGUCAGUGCCAUUUGACCUGCGAUCAAUACUAGAUGAUGUUAUCUCUUUGUUUUCUGCAAAAUCAAGAGAGAAGGGAAUUGAGCUUGCUGUAUAUGUUUCUGACAGAGUUCCCGAAAUUCUUAUGGGUGACCCAGGGAGAUUUCGUCAAAUAAUUACAAAUCUUGUGGGGAAUUCAGUCAAAUUCACUGAACGUGGCCACAUUUUUGUCCAAGUUCAUCUGGCUGAGCAUUCAAAUACGAUCACAGAAGCAAAAGUUGAAACAGGCUUGAAUGGACAUUCAGGUGAAGCCAAAAUUAUAUCCACCGGUACUGCUUUUGAUACUUUAAGCGGUUUAGAAGCUGCUGACUGUAGAAACAGUUGGGAAAAUUUUAAGAUGGUACUUUCUCAUGAGCAAACACUGCCUACUUCGUCUGGGAUGCCGAAUGACAAUUAUGCUGAUAAAGUAACUCUCAUGGUAACUGUUGAGGAUACUGGAAUAGGGAUCCCAUUUCAUGCCCAGAAUCGGGUUUUCACACCUUUUAUGCAGGCUGACAGCUCAACCUCCAGGAAUUAUGGAGGAACUGGUAUUGGCUUGAGCAUCAGUAAGUGUCUGGUUGAACUGAUGGGUGGGCAAAUAAAUUUUGUAAGUCGCCCUCAUGUUGGGAGCACGUUCACUUUCACCGCUGUCCUCCAAAGAUGCGACAAGAGCGCAGGUAGUGAUGCAAAGAGGGCUCUUUCUGAGGUGCUGCCUACCUGUUUUGGAGGAACAAGAGCAAUUUUAGUUGAUAGAAGACCAGUUAGAGGUGCUGUAACAAGGUACCAUCUACAAAGGUUGGGCAUAAGUGUUGAAUGUGUCAGUACCAUCAAUGAGGUGCCUAAUGCAAUACAAGGACAAAAUGGUUGCUUGAGAUCUGGUACACAUAGCAAACAACCAUGCAUUUUGCUAAUUGAGCAUGAUUCAUGGGAUACUAAAGCGGAUGUUUGCUUGUGCAAUCAACUAAUACAAUGGAAAGAGAAUGGUCGUAUCAUUGAAAUACCCAAGGUGGUUCUUCUUGUGACUUCUGAAUCUGAUAAAACAAAGGCUGGUUCUGAUGUUGACAUUGUGAUCAUGAAGCCUCUGAGAGCAAGCACAGUGGCCGCAUGCUUUCAGCAAGUGCUAGGAAUUGGGAAACAGCAAACUAGAGAUAGACCCAAAGGGUCAGCUUCCCUGAGUGGUCUGCUAGAUGGAAAGAAUAUAUUAGUGGUUGAUGAUAAUAAGGUGAAUCUCAGAGUUGCUGCAGGUGUCCUGAAAAAAUAUGGGGCAAACGUGGAGUGUGCUGAAAGCGGCAAGGAUGCUCUUUCUCUCCUCCAACUGCCGCACAAGUUUGAUGCCUGCUUCAUGGAUGUUCAAAUGCCAGAGAUGGAUGGGUUUGAGGCAACUCGGCAGAUACGCUUGAUGGAGAGCAAAGCAACUGAAAAGAAUAGGAUCGGUCCUGCUCCAGAGGAAGGUUCUUUAAAGACUGCAUGGCACCUGCCAAUCCUAGCCAUGACAGCCGAUGUCAUCCAGGCAACAUAUGAGGAGUGUCUGAAAUGUGGUAUGGAUGGUUACGUCUCCAAGCCAUUUGAGGAAGCGCAGCUCUAUCAGGCAGUUGCUGAGUUCUUAGUGUCAGACUCCUGACACUCAUCUCAAGAACAAGUGCUGCAUUUCAUGAGAUACAAUUAUGGGCCCUGCUAGUAGACUUCCUGAAGCAGCAAUAGUUUUCUUUGAGAUCGAUUCGUGGUCUGUGGACACCUUGCUGGUUCGGUAAUUGGAAAAGAUAUCCACGAUAAUCAAGUCAAAGUAUGAAACUUUUAUCGAGUUCCAGUCUCCUUUGACUUUAUAAUUCUCCACUGUUACUUUGAGCCAACGUAUAUUGCAGCAUCCGGCUGCUGUACAUGUAUAAUUAACAGUAUCAUAAUGUAAACUCUGUUUGGGUGGGUAUAGCUUGCAUCAUUUACCCUGCUUUCUGAAACAGGGUGUCUUAUGUAAAAUUUUCCAUUCCACAAUGGGAGUAAAGUUUUUCAUGCCUGUUUUCCA
Molecule: messenger RNA, 3935 nt
Organism: Elaeis guineensis (African oil palm)
Lineage: Eukaryota; Viridiplantae; Streptophyta; Magnoliopsida; Arecales; Arecaceae
Product: probable histidine kinase 4
Biological process (GO): phosphorelay signal transduction system; phosphorylation
Cellular component (GO): nucleus
Molecular function (GO): phosphorelay sensor kinase activity
Source: RefSeq, a predicted model, not a curated record